Molecule: messenger RNA, 4621 nt
Organism: Neofelis nebulosa (Clouded leopard)
Lineage: Eukaryota; Metazoa; Chordata; Mammalia; Carnivora; Felidae
Product: protein eyes shut homolog
Exons: 21
Coding region: 1-4344 (1447 amino acids)
Molecular function (GO): calcium ion binding
Source: RefSeq, a predicted model, not a curated record
AUGUAUUUAUUCCAAGGGUGGUCAGGACAUCACUGUGAUAAUGGACUUGAGGAGUGCAUUUCCAAAUUAUGUAUGCAUGGAAUACGCAUAGAAAAUGAACCUGACUUUGGCUCAGAAUGUUUAUGCAUAUCUGGAUUUGUGGCCUGCUCCACUGGGCUUUUUUGUGGUGCUGAAAUAAACAGAAUUACCUGUUUACCUCUUGUCUCUCAAAGAACGGAUGUCAUUUCUACACAAACAUAUACAGUAUCUGCUUCUGACACUUCAAUCAGUAGCUUUCCAUCAGCAAGGGCUACAAGACUGUGGACCAUCAUGAAUACUAACCCAGAUGAUCCAGGUUGGACAUAUUAUACAGAUUAUCUGACCUUAACAUCUGAUUUAAAAGAAGAGCUUACAACUUCUUCAGAGUGGCCCAAAUGGGAACUUCAGCCUAGUGUGCGUGAUUGGGAAUCUUCUGCUGCAAGCCAGAGGCUUUCCAUCACUAGAUCGCUUACUUUGUCUUCACUGGAGUUCAUUCCAACACCUCUUCAGCUGACGAUUUCUGACUCCACAGAUUUCAGAUGUAUUUGUUAUUAUGGAGAUUCCUAUCUAGAAUUUCGGAAUGUGUUGUUAAGUCCACAAAGUAACGUAUCACUAGAAUUUCAUACCUUCAACUCCUAUGGACUCCUGCUCUAUAUCAAGCAAGACUCAAAUUCAGUUGAUGAGUUUUUUAUUCAAUUAUUUAUUGAAAAUGGUACUUUAAAGUACCACUUUUUCUGUGCUGGUGAAGCAAAAUUGAGAAGCAUUAACACUACUGUUAAAGUGGAUGAUGGACAAAAGUAUACACUGUUUAUCAGGCAAGAAUUUGAUCCAUGUAGAGCUGAACUGACUAUUUUAGGAAGGACUAUGAAAACAAGUGAAUCUAUCAAUCACAUAUCUGGAAAACUCUUGCCAGAAUCAGGAUCUGUCUUUAUUGGUGGUUUUCCAUAUCUUCGUGGAACAAACCAGAUUUCUGGGCCAUUGGAGAAUUUUACUGGCUGCAUAGAAGUUAUGGAAAUCAAUAACUGGGAAUCUUUCAUCCCAUCCAAGGCAGUGAAAAAAAUUCACGUUGAAAAUUGCAGAUCCCAGGAAUCCACUCUGUCUACAGUGUCUUCUGUUGCUCCUUCUAGUGCAACAGAAGGGGUUGACUCCACGUGGACCUCCCUCGGCACCCCUCCUGUAGCGCCACCCGUGUGCCAGGAGGACCUGUGUUACAAUGGAGGCACUUGUCAUCCUGUCUCCCUCUCCAGCGGUACCUUCUCAUUCCACUGUGACUGUCCGCUACAUUUUACUGGCCGUUUCUGUGAACAAGGUGCAGGUUUACUUUUUCCAUCUUUCAGUGGGAAUUCCUAUCUAGAAUUACCUUUUUUUAUAACCCUGGAUGAGUUCACAUGUGUUCCAGGGAAGGAACAUAACAGAACUGUUACCAUCUACUUGACUAUAAAAACAAACACUUUGAAUGGAACUAUUCUCUACAGUAGUGAGAAAAAUACCGGACAACAGUUUCUUCAUUUAUUUCUCAUGGAUGGAAGGCCCACAGUUAAAUAUGGAUGCGGGAGUUCUCACAAUAUCUUGACUCUUUCUGCUAAUUAUAGCAUUAACACAAAUGCGUUCAUCCCUAUCACAAUACGCUACACAAUCCCUGUGGGCAGCUCUCAGAGUGUGUGUAUGAUUGAAGUGACUGCAGAUGGAAAACCUCCAAUACUGAAGAAAGACACAGAGAUAUCCCAUAUGUCUCAGGUGCAUUUUGAAUCAAUGUACCUUGGCCAUAUCCCAGAAGAUGUUAAGAUGCAUAAGAAUGCAGGUCACAUUUAUGGGUUCAAUGGCUGCAUUCAAGAGCUUCAAGUAAACAACAAAGAAUUCUUCAUCAUUGAUGAAGCACUACGUGGAAAGAACAUUGAGAACUGCCAUGUCCCAUGGUGUGCUCGUCAUCUAUGCCACAACAAUGGCACCUGCAUCAGUGACAGUGAAAACUGGUUUUGUGAGUGUCCAAGGCUGUACUCAGGCAGGAUGUGCCAGUUUGCAACCUGUGAAAACAGUCCAUGUGGAAACGGUGCCACCUGUGUUCCUAAAUCCAGGACAGAUUCCCUUUGCCUCUGCCCUUAUGGGAGGUCUGGGCUCCUCUGCACGGAAGCUGUUAAUAUUACUCAGCCCAGGUUCAGUGGCACAGAUGCCUUUGGAUACACUUCAUUCCUGGCUUAUUCACGGAUCCCAGACAUCGGCUUCGAUUAUGAAUUCCACUUGAAGUUUCAGCUGGCAAAUAAUCACUCAGCACUGCAAAAUAACUUAAUAUUUUUCACUGGACAGAAGGGCCAUGGGUUGGACAGCGAUGACUUCCUGGCCGUGGGUCUGCGUGAGGGCAGUGUGGUUUACACCUACAACCUGGGAGCGGGCACAGCAAGUAUCAGCAGUGAUCCCCUCGAUCUGAGCUUUGGCAUCCACACAGUCCGUCUGGGGAGGUUCUUCCAGAUGGGCUGGCUGAAGGUAGAUGAUCAUAAAAAUAAGUCCAUCAUCUCCCCAGGAAGACUGGUUGGUCUCAAUGUCGUCAGUCAGUUUUAUGUAGGUGGCUACAGUGAAUACACACCAGAUCUCUUACCCCAUGGAGCCGAUUUUAAAAAUGGCUUUCAAGGUUGCAUUUUUACUAUUCAAGUUCGCACUGAGAAGAAUGGCCACUUCAGAAGCCUGGGAAAUCCUGAGGGCCACCCAGAUGCUGGGCGCAGCAUUAGCCAGUGUGACGUUUCUCCUUGCAGUUUAAUGAAAUGCAGCAAUGGUGGGACAUGUGUGGAGAGUGCAUCCACUGUCCACUGUGACUGCCUCCCUGGGUGGAAAGGAGAACUCUGCACGGAGACAGUUUCCACCUGUGACCCUGAACAUGACCCUCCACACCACUGUAGCAAAGGAGCAACUUGUGUUUCAUUGCCUCAUGGGUAUACCUGUUCCUGUCCUCUGGGAACCACUGGAAUCCACUGUGAACAAGCUUUAUCUAUAAGUGAUCCAUCUUUCAGAAGCCAUGAAUUAUCCUGGAUGUCUUUUGCUUCCUUCCGUAUUCAGAAAAAGACACAUAUUCAGUUGCAGUUUCAGCCUCUUUCUGCAGAUGGCAUCUUAUUUUAUGUUGCACAGCACUUAAAAGCACAAUCAGGUGAUUUUUUAUGUAUCUCCUUAGUAAAUGGUUCUGUUCAACUUCGCUACAACCUUGGUGACAGAACUAUCAUUCUAGAAACUCUCCAAAAAGUGACUAUUAAUGGAAGUAUUUGGCAUGUGAUUAAAGCAGGAAGAGUUGGUGCGGAAGGCUACCUGGAUCUGGAUGGGAUAAAUGUAACAGAAAAAGCCAAUGCAAAAAUGAGCUCCCUGGACACAAAUACUGACUUCUAUGUUGGAGGAAUGCCAUCUUUAAAUCUUGUAAAUCCUAUGUCAAUAGCAAACGAACCUACAGGUUUUCAGGGCUGUGUCCGAGAAGUUAUUAUAAAUAAUCAAGAGUUAAAAUUAACUGAAUUAGGAGCAAAAAGCGGAGCAAAUGUAGGUGACUGUGAUGGGACCCCCUGUGGGUACAAGGUGUGCAGAAAUAGGGGUGAAUGUAUAGUAAAUGGCACAACUUUUUCUUGCAAAUGUUUGCCACAUUGGACUGGAAAUACAUGUAACCAGUCUGUGCACUGUUCAAAUAAUCUUUGUCUCCACCAAUCUCUAUGUAUACCCGACCAAUCAUAUUCUUACAAUUGUUUCUGUGCUUUGGGUUGGGUGGGAAAGUAUUGUGAAAACAAAACUUCAUUUUCAACUGCAAAAUUUAUGGGUAAUUCUUAUAUUAAAUACAUUGAUCCAGAUUACAGAAUGAGAAACCUUCAGUUCACUACUAUAUCCUUAAAUUUCAGUACUACUGAAACAGAAGGCUUAAUUGUAUGGAUAGGAAAAGCUCAAAAGGAAGAAAAUGAUUUUCUGGCAAUUGGUCUCCAUAAUCAGUCCUUGAAAAUAGCAGUUAACUUAGGAAAAAGCGUAUCUGUGCCUAUGAUCUAUAGCAAUGGCACAUUCUUUUGUAAUAAAUGGCACCAUGUAAGUGUAAUUCAAAAUCAGACUGUUAUUAAGGCCUACCUAGAUAACAACCUGAUUCUCUCGGAGGAUAUUGAUCCACACAAAAAAUUUGUUGAUUUAAACUAUGAUGGCAUUAGUUAUCUAGGGGGCUUUGAAUAUGGCCGAAAGGUAAAUACUGUUACUCAAGAGAUUUUUAAAAGAGAUUUUGUUGGCAAAAUUAAAGAUGUAUUUUUUCAGGACUCAAAAAAAAUUGAAUUAAUUAAAUUAGAAGGAUAUAAUGUUUUUAAUGGAGAUGAACAAAAUUAAUGACAUAAAUACUGGUAAUUUCGAUAUACAAAAUAUAUAUGUAAAUGUAUUUUGAUAGCUAUUUGUGGCACAUUGUUUACUAGAAAUCAGCUAUUUACUAUUAACUGAAAUAGUCUAAAUGCUAACAUACCGUAUUUAUAAGCUUAUAAAAUAUAGCUAAAGAAAUGAUUUUGGUUGGUUUUCCUACAUCCAAUAUCUAUAAACAUGUUGAUUCGAAAGUUUUCACUCCAUUAGUUCAUGUAGUGUUUAUUCAUCUGUGAAUUAGUUUUAAAUGAUA